This is a messenger RNA of Trachymyrmex septentrionalis, 2309 nucleotides long. Its product is annotated as facilitated trehalose transporter Tret1-2 homolog. NCBI's taxonomy places the organism in Eukaryota, Metazoa, Arthropoda, Insecta, Hymenoptera, Formicidae. Gene Ontology annotation, cellular component: membrane. The record is from RefSeq and is a predicted model, not a curated record. Gene Ontology annotation, biological process: transmembrane transport. The transcript has 6 exons. The coding region runs from base 439 to 2250 and encodes 603 amino acids. Gene Ontology annotation, molecular function: transmembrane transporter activity.
UUAUUAUAUCUCGCGCUAAUCGAGAGACUCGCGGAUGUUGGAAUAUACUGGACGAUUUUUCCCAAGGCAUACACGCACAAAGAGAAAUAUUUUCGAACAUUUUAAAAGAAGCUGGAUCGUGCAACGUAGAAAAAUUAUAUCGACAGAUUUAUAAAAUUUUUUAACUUGUUACGAUGAAGACGAUCGCUCGGACAUAAUAGCGAGCAUUGGACGUAUACGUUUACAGAUCUUAAGACAAAGACGGCUCAAAAAAUUGUAGAUAUCUUUUAGAAUUGUCCGGAGCAAUCUGGUGAAUAUUGAAAACAUCGCUUAAAACAAUAAAACCGCUAGUUGCAAGUUAAACGCGUUAUUCUUUAAAGAUCGAAGAAGGCGUUAUAUAAACAGACAGUUUAGAGAAUAAACAAUUCAACAAAAUAAAAUCAAAUAGAAGGAGACACCAUGACGAACACGGAUAUUAAUGACACGAACGAACGAACAAAUACUAAUAAUGUGAAAGAACAAACAGAUGUUAACAAUACGAAUGAAUACAAGGACAUUAAAAAUGCAAACGAACAUGUUAAUAAUGCGAAUGGACAAACACAUCUUAACAAUGAGGGUAUUAAUGACACGAACGAACGAACAAAUACUAAUAAUGUGAAAGAACAAACAGAUGUUAACAAUACGAAUGAAUACAAGGACAUUAAAAAUGCAAACGAACAUGUUAAUAAUGCGAAUGGACAAACAAAUCUUAACAAUGAGGGUGUGUAUGUAUUAACGUGCAUGGAAAUCAAGAUGGAACCCAGCGUUACUCAAGAAAAAAAAUGGGAACGAACAGGCACAAUCUAUCAGAUAUUGAUGGCCUUAUGCGCCAAUGUUGUGGUGUUGGGUCCAGCAAUGGGUUUCGGUUACAGCGCUGUAGCAGAACCUGCGAUGAGAGCAAAUAAGACUGAUGGUGAUUUACAACUCGAUGCUAAUCAAGCAAAUUGGAUGGCUACUGUAUCGGCGUUGGGUACACCUAUUGGUUGUCUACUCUCGAGCGUCGUGAUGGGACGAGGAAGAAAGAUUAGCAUGUUUGUGACAUCAUUGAUCUCAAUGGCGGGCUGGGUGAUUAUUUACAUGUCGAACAGUUAUGUACAAAUCUUAGUUGGGAGAUCAAUUUCCGGAAUAUCCACUGGCAUGGCGUCUGUUCCGACGACAGUGUAUGCGGCGGAAAUAGCGGGAUCAAAAUGGCGAGGCUCGAUGGUUACAUGGACCAGUAUCUCUAUCGCUCUUGGUGUUCUCAUUGUUUAUAUCUUCGGAUAUAUUUUUCAGGAUAAUUGGCGACUGGUGGCUUUAAUGUGCGCUCUAUUUCCAUUGUGCGCGAUCGCCCUCACUUUACUGGUGGUACCUGAGAGUCCUCUGUGGUUGAGGGAUCGAAAUCGGCCCGACGAAGCGCUGGAGAUAAUGAAAAAGUUCCGCGGAAUACCAAAGGAUGAGCCGGCACCGGCAGAAGUCUUGUUUGAACUAAAACCGCGUCCGCAGAAGAAGAAUCAGAACGUGCUGAAGCAUCUGAUAAAAAAGAGCUCUCUCGUACCAUUCGGCAUAAUGCUUAGCUUCUUCUUUUUUCAACAAUUCUCCGGGAUCUUUGUUGUCAUAUACAACGCCGUUGGAAUCAUGGCUAAAUCAGGUGUUAAAGUGGAUCCUUUCCUUGGAGCAGUAUUGAUAGGCAUCGCUCGUUUUAUAGCUAGUCUCUUAACGGCAGGUGUGUCCCGAAAAUUCGGUCGACGAAUACCAUCAAUGAUUUCCGGUAUUGGGAUGACGAUCUUCAUGGGAGGCUUGUCACUAUAUCUGUUCCUAGCUGAAAAGGGAACCGUCAUGGCGGAUAAUGGAGUUGUCCCGGUGAUUUGCAUGGUGAUGUACAUAUUUACAAGUACUUUGGGUUUUCUGGUGAUACCGUUCGCUAUGGUAGGCGAAGUAUUUCCCUCCAAAGUUAAAGAUAUAUUGUCGGGCAUGACGGUCGCCAUAGGUUAUCUCUUCAGUGCGAUAACCGUUAAGACAUAUCCAGAUAUGGAAAAGCUGAUGAGCAUGCAUGGCGUGUUCCUUUUCUUCGCAAUCAUGUCUUUAAUCGGCGCAAUAUUUAUCUUAUUAUUCUUACCUGAGACAAAGGGAAAGACUCUACGCGAGAUCGAAGACAUGUUCUCGACGAAAAAAAAGGCCUUCGAAUUGCAAUCGAUGGAAGGGGUUGUCGAAGAAGUAGUUACUCCGACUUCCGUCGGUUUUCUAAGAAAUUGAGAAUACUUAACAUACUUCAGCUAAUUAUGUUAAUUAAAUUUAUUUAAUUAAAUAUUGCA